Messenger RNA from Kogia breviceps (pygmy sperm whale), 3102 nucleotides. The record is from RefSeq and is a predicted model, not a curated record. Lineage: Eukaryota; Metazoa; Chordata; Mammalia; Artiodactyla; Physeteridae.
GGCCCCACCCCGAGGCAGGCCGGCGGGCAGGUUCGGCGCGUCCCUUCCGUCCGGCCCGCGCCGGCGGCGGGGAGGCGGCUCGCGCGGCCCGCAGCCCGCCCAUGGAGGCUUUCCCAUGGGCGCCCCGCUCGCCCCGCCGCGGCCGUGCCCCCCCGCCCAUGGCGCUCGUGCCCAGCGCCCGCUACGUGAGCUCCCAGCGCCCGGUGCACCCGCAGCCCUUCAGCUCGUGGAAUGACUACCUGGGGCUCGCCACGCUCAUCACCAAGGCGGUGGACGGUGAGCCGCGCUUCGGCUGCGCCCGCGGCGGGGACGGCGGCGGCGACGGCUCCCCGCCCUCCUCUUCUUCCUCGUCGUGCUGCUCCCCCCACGCUGGGGCCGGGCCCGGGACACUGGGGCCCGCGCUGGGGCCGCCCGACUACGACGAGGACGACGACGAGGACAGCGACGAGCCGGGAUCCCGGGGCCGCUACCUGGGGGGCGCGCUGGAGCUGCGCACGCUGGAGCUGUGCGCGGACCCCGCCGAGGCCGGGCUGCUGGAGGAGCGUUUCGCCGAGCUGAGCCCGUUCGCUGGUCGCGCCGCCGCCGUGCUGCUGGGCUGCGCCCCCGCCGCUGCUGCCACCGCCGAAGUGGCGCCGCGCGAGGAGCGGGCCGCGGCGUGGGCGGCUGAGCCCAGGCUGCAUGCCGCCUCCGGGGCGGCCGCCGCCCGGCUGCUCAAGCCCGAGCUGCAGGUGUGCGUGUUCUGCCGGAACAACAAGGAGGCGGUGGCGCUCUACACCACCCACAUCCUGAAGGGACCCGACGGGCGAGUGCUGUGCCCCGUGCUGCGCCGCUACACUUGCCCCCUGUGCGGCGCCAGCGGUGACAAUGCACACACCAUCAAGUACUGCCCGCUCUCCAAAGUGCCGCCGCCGCCCUCCGCCCGCCCGCCGCCGCGCAGCGCCAGGGACGGCCUGUCCAGUAAGAAGCUGCGUUGAGGACCCUGGCUCCGGUCUGCUGCUGCCAUCUGACGCCACCAGGGUCGCCGCCUGCCCACUCUCGUAUUUGGUUUGCGCACUCUUUCUCCCUUGCUGCUGGGGAGCAUGGAGCUCAGCAGUUGGCUCAACUUGAGAUGUCUUGGUUUUCUCAAAGGAAGCCGACGGUACUAUUUUCCUGUCGAAGAGCGGUUGAGAGUAGACGCUAAAGUCUUGACUUAUCUCUAGUUUGUGCACAUCCAGACGGUGAAGGCUGGGUAUUCCGCUAACUGAAAUGUGGCAACUUAGAGGCGCUGUUUAUUUAUACGUCGACCUAUUUUAGAUGCGCAUCAGUAUGAAAUUGUCUCAAUCUAAUCUUGGAUGUUUAAUUUUAUGAAUGGAGGCACUUUACUAGGUCUAGAAUAUUUUUUUAAAAGCCUCUUAACUGAACUGGCCAUUUUAUGGAAUGUCAGCAAAAUGACUUUUAUUGUUUGAAACAAGUAAUAUUUCUGUUGUCCUUAAUCAGUUAUUAUAAUUCCAGGCGAAGCAAGCCCCCCUGCCUGGUAGUAUCAUUAAGUGAAGGCUUAGUAAACUUUCCAGUAUUAGUUUGGGUGGCUGUUCCCUCCUUGUGGCUUGUUUUUGUCCUAGCUGGAUGUAGCAGGUAGAAUACAGCUCCUUAUCCUUUUAUGUACCAGAUCUUUUAUUACUGAACGAGCAACUAGCGUUUUACACCUUUAAAAGUCGUGCCAAGUUAUAAUGUUGUGUACACACUUUAAAAUGGUGCUGUUUAAAAAAAACUUGUGCAUUUAUACAGUAACAGUAUGUUAAUUCAUUAAUGUUGCCUUUAACUCUGGUACUUGGCCUUUUGUCUAUGCCCCCCCCACCCCGUUCCAGUUUUUCAAAACAUUUGACAUCCUUCAGAUCAAAAGGGAGUAGUGUUAAUUCACUUGUCUGAAUUGCUCAAUUCAGGGUUCCUAAAUAGUAGAAAGCUCAUUCCAGCUGUUGCCUCUCAAACUAAAUGUAAGAUGGAAACCUUUGAGCUCUGGAAGGUCAAUGUAAUAACCUGGGUUCAGGAAGGUUCCACUCUGGGCUAUGUUGGCUUGAAGCAUCACAGGCAGUCCUCUCAAACUGGUAUAAGCACUAAUUAAAGGAACUAUUGGGGGUGGCGGGGGAGACAAAGAACACAGCCUCUCGUGUUCGCAUUCUCACUGGAAGAUUACCCUUCUGUUUCUGGAAUCCCACCAGUUAUCCAUAAGUGAGAUUACAUCUAAUCCUUAGCAAAGGUGCUUGACUCCUACUUUAACCUCCCACCCUCAUUUUCAAAUCCACUGUAGUGAGUACCACACCGUAUCUACCAUCAGGACAUAGAAGGCAAGAAUGGAAAUAAGAUGAAGUCAUGUGAAAUGUAUAAAAUCACUAUCUGAAAAUACUCAGAAGAGAGUUAGUCUAUAGAGGUUCCAGGAGAGCUUAGCUAGGUUAUUAAAAAUUAGACUGCUUUCAUGGUAAACAACUAACUUCCUCCGCAGCAAAUUUGCCUGAUUUGAACAUCCUUUGAAGCUGCUGUCAAUAACACGGGAUAGCUAUGAGCAUUUAUUGGUCAAAGGAAAGUGCAUAGGUGGGGGAUGGACGGGACGAUUUCUUGGUCAGGAAAAAAUAAUCCACUUGACUAGGCCUAAACUCAAGUAGUUUAAUAAAACCAUGAAAUCAACUUAUUUUCUUCAGUUUUGCCAGAAAACAUACCAGUUUAAAUUAGACUUGCUUUUUAAGUUUUCAGGUCAACAUGAACUCCUGUUACCUCUUGCCACUGCUCAAUUGUACCUUUUCAAGAGUCUGAGGGGUGCAUUCUCCAGACCAGAAGAUAUGGUUAAGGUGACUUAUAACCAUAUCAGCCCCCCAAAUUUGCCUGUUCUCCAGCUAACUUUAACUCCCAGUAUUUUAAGCAUGAACAGGGAAUAUCAGUUUUGUAGAGAUCUCUUGUGAAAAGUUUACUAACCACGCUAAUACAUUGAAAAGCAACUCUCAAUCUGAAACAUGUUUUAAACACUUGAAAAGCUAAAUUUAGGGUAAAAGAAACCCAAUUUUUUGAAGUGUUAGAAAGUAUCCACAAUAGUGUGAUGAAAUUAACUUGUUUUCAUAAGAACAGACUGCAUUA